Stegodyphus dumicola is the source of this 602-nucleotide messenger RNA. It is a transcript of the gene Nos, whose product is annotated as Nitric oxide synthase. NCBI's taxonomy places the organism in Eukaryota, Metazoa, Arthropoda, Arachnida, Araneae, Eresidae. The record is from RefSeq and is a predicted model, not a curated record. Gene Ontology annotation, molecular function: FMN binding; heme binding; calmodulin binding. Gene Ontology annotation, biological process: nitric oxide biosynthetic process.
AUGGAAAAUUCAACGCAAAACUGGCCAGUUACAAUUUUAGUACGUGUUAUGAAGCGGACCACCGGUGGUUUAGGAAUUGUAGUGCGACCAAGGAUACCAAACAAAGGAAUAGCGAUUAACGAACUUAUUCGCGGUGGAGAGGCGGACAAAACAGGAUUUUUGAGACCAGGAGAUGUUAUCCUCCGAGUGAAUGACAAAGAACUAAGUGAUCUGUCCUACGAUGAAUGUUUGCAAGUGCUCCAGGAUCUGCCGAAUGAGGAAGAAGUUAGUAUUUUGGUACGUGCUUUAGAAGGGUACACCACCAAGUUAGUAACGACGUUCGACGAAGGAGGCUCAGCUCGUACAACUCGGAUCAUGGCUCCAAUACCGAAUUGCAACUCACCAAUUCCUCAUCUUAGAAGAGAGUCUAUUUCGGAAGAUAAAAUCAGGAAACUUAGAGCCACUCUUGGACAAAGCAAUUUGGCCAAUCCUCAGCAGGAACUUAUGCCAAAAUUUGAUACUGAAGGAAGAAACUUUUCCAGCUUGGUACCAAACGCAAGACACAAUGGACCAGGAAAUAGGAAUCAGACUUCACCGGAAAGGCCAGCCACAUUAUCAGCAAA